AUUGAUCGGCAAAAUGUCGUAUCGAAGAUAGAUUUAGGGAGAGACAGGAAUUGUAGGUAGGGAAAAGGUUCAAUGGGGGAGAGGACCUUGACAUUUCGAGGGAAGCCUCGGAAGCCUAUAAACUCUCUGUCACCUACUCUACCACAGCAUAGUGGUGUAGCUUCCCCCUCAUCCUUAAUUUUGACUGGGAAUGGGAUCGCGGGAGCAGUGAAAGGGAAGAAGAAGCCAAGAGGAGCAAGGCUGCGGAUGAGGUUCGACAGGGAUGGGAAGUCGAAAGUCAUGGAAUUGGAUAAGAGAGCGAUAAUCAGACAUGCCAAAUUUCUUGCUAGGGAUUUGAGGAUUCUAAGUCCCUUGUUCUCUCAAUCCUCUAAUAUUCUUGGUAGAUCACACUUCACAGUAAAUGACUCUAAUGGGUUCUCAAACCCAGAUCUUGAGAGGAAAAAGAAGGGAGAAGGGAGAAGAGAGAGAGAAAGAAUAAGAAAAAGAAAGAAAAGGAUGAGUAAGAAAAGGAAGGAGAAAGGUUGACAGAGAAAUAAAUGAUGAGGCAAACUGUUGAAGGAUUGAGAGAGAGAGAGAGAAGAAAGGAGGAAGAAAAUGAAAGUUUUUUAUUUUU
Rubroshorea leprosula is the source of this 613-nucleotide messenger RNA. NCBI's taxonomy places the organism in Eukaryota, Viridiplantae, Streptophyta, Magnoliopsida, Malvales, Dipterocarpaceae. The record is from the annotation of a GenBank genome assembly.